AUGGAGACCGGGCUGCCCUGCCCCGACUGGCUCAUCUCGAACACUUCCAACGUACACGUGGCACGCGACCGUGUUUGGUUUUCCACCUACACGCCGUUCGCUACCUAUAUAGGCGAAGCUUACGGGGCGUCUCGGCUUGACGUGGUCGGGAUUGGCGAUGUCGAAAUCCCGGUCAAGCUGUAUCCGAAACGCUCCGGUCCCCGUUCCCACGGCAUUCUCCGGCUCCGCAACGUCCUGCACGCCCCUACCGCCUUUUGCAACAUCGUCGGUAGUACGAGCACUGGCGACUACGCCGGCAUGCAGUUAGGCGGCAUGGGAAAAAAUUUCAGGGACGGGCAGCUUAUGGAUGCUGAGGGGCGGCGGAUCGCCUACAUCCACGCACCGGGGCCGGUCUGGGUGCUUAAACUCAGCGGGCCGCCUGUCGGCCCAGUGGUCGGCGAGUCGGUUUUCAAGCAAGACGAGGGAUACAUGAUCAACGCGAUCUGGCCCGAUUCGGAGCGCUCUAGAUGGGCCGCAGCCAGCGGAACGCAGCCGACUACUGGAAGCAACCAACAGGGAGCAAGUGGCGGUAACGGCAACCGGGAGGCCCAAUCCUCUCGCCCGCCGCCCUACACAAGAGACGAAAGAGAUUGGUUGAAGAAGAAUUGGGGCGGCGAAAUCAGGUUCCUCCGCUGCUGGGGCUUCAACAUCCAUGACGAAAAAGACCGAGACGAGGGCAGGCAGAUGGUGCGGGCCAUAAUACGAAAUGAGCGGGACGACAAGGAGGAAGACGAAGCCGACGCGGACGACGGGCUAGUCGAUGAUAUCGAGCGAUCCUUCCAAGGCCACUUUGCGGAUUGCAACUUCACCGAGGAGGAAUUGGACUUCAUUGAGCGCGGAUGGGGCAACUCGGAAAUGUUUAUGCUCACCUACGGUCUCAAGUUAUACAACGACAACGAUUGUGAAGAAGCGAAGGCGAUCGUCAGAGCCCUGAUGUCGGACCCCGAGCCAAUGGGCGAGGAAGAUGACGAAUGA
Thermothielavioides terrestris NRRL 8126 is the source of this 1014-nucleotide messenger RNA. RefSeq lists its product as uncharacterized. The transcript has 2 exons. The record is from RefSeq and is a predicted model, not a curated record. Bases 1 to 1014 code for a protein of 337 amino acids. Lineage: Eukaryota; Fungi; Ascomycota; Sordariomycetes; Sordariales; Chaetomiaceae.